Erigeron canadensis is the source of this 966-nucleotide messenger RNA. RefSeq names its product T-complex protein 1 subunit eta-like. The coding region runs from base 88 to 966 and encodes 292 amino acids. The record is from RefSeq and is a predicted model, not a curated record. Gene Ontology annotation, cellular component: chaperonin-containing T-complex. Gene Ontology annotation, biological process: protein folding. Gene Ontology annotation, molecular function: ATP-dependent protein folding chaperone; ATP binding. NCBI's taxonomy places the organism in Eukaryota, Viridiplantae, Streptophyta, Magnoliopsida, Asterales, Asteraceae. The transcript has 8 exons.
UUUUAUUAUUGAAUUUUGUUGUACCAUCAGUAUCCAGAUCUAGGCUACUGUUUGUAUGAAGAUUGGGGUGUUGUAAUACCUCUUCUUAUGACGGAGCUUAGAAAAGAGGCCCAAAGCUUGAUUGAUAGGGGUGUUACACCUGAAUUAAUCUCUCAAGUUUUCGAAAAUAUUCUUCAUAAGGUCGUUAAGAAGAUUAACAGUUUAGCUAUAAGCAUGCAUGGUUUUGACAUGAAAGCCGUACUAUCUAAUUAUUAUGCCACUCAACUUCCGAAGCAGCUCUUUCAUGAAUCUCGGAGCCAUAUAGCAACCAUCAUUGUUGAUGCUGUCUAUGCUUCAAGAUAUGAUUAUGAGGGUGCUGGUCCUUAUGAGAAUGAUAUGAGUGAUUUUGAAGAUGGGUUCAACCUGAUUGGAAUAAAAAAGGUUUUGGGUGGUCGUGUGGAUGACUCCUUUUCUGUAGAAGGUAUCGGCAUCACGUUUAAACCACAUGUUGAUGGUUUUGAGAAUCUGGGUGUGGUUAAGAAUCCAGAGAUCCUGAUCUUAAAGGAUAUGAGCAUUGAGGUUAAACUUGAUAUACUGAAGAGGGGUCCCAAUGUUGUUUUGACAAGUCAAGCUUUUGAUGAGGAUUUAAAACAGGAAUUGGCAAAGCGAUGUAUGUAUUUUGCAGAUCUAGUUUCUGAAGAUGAUCUAAAUCGUGUUACAGAAGCAACUUGUGCUACAAUGAUAUCAUACAACCAUAACUAUCCACAAAGAAUACGUAUUGGGACUUGCAAGAGUUUUCAGCAAAAGAUAUAUGGAAAUGAAGUGUUUGGCAUAUUUAGUGGAUGUCCUAGAGGCAAGGUAGCAACUAUUGUUCUUUAUGGAAAUGACCAGUAUAUUGAAGAAGCAGAGGUGUAUGUACGUGAUCUGAUCCCGGAAGUGAGGAGUGUCAUGAAGGAACACACAUUAGUUGAUGGUCAUAAAUAUUAA